GUUGAAUCAACUAGCCUCUAGUUUAGACGCGCAGGACGAGAGGACCCUCGGCAAACCGCAAGGCGUACCACAAAGCGGCCGCCAUGCCACCGGGUAGGUUGUCAGGAAAGAGCCCGGUGUGGUUAGGCCUUCUGGACGUCAGAGGCCUCGAAUACCAGGCCAGUACUAGGACACGGCUUGGGAAAAGUUAAAUCAGUUAAAACGUUUUAAUGUAACUUGACAUCAAAAUGGGCAUUGCUUUACUGGUUGGAGUCGACUUGCUGCCGUGUGAUGGCAAGCAUUGGCUAAUAAGGGGCGUUAGCAUGGAGCUAGCGGGUUAAUAGCUACGAGUUAAAGCCCGUUGUUUUAGUAUUGUCGUUAACGUAUGUAAAUACGCCAACCAAUGUUAUUGUCAACAUGUUUCUGAAACGUAAAUGCGUCAUGGUGUAAUCCAUUGCCAGUAUCUCACUGGAACCCGUAUUGGAGACAGCCUGCUGAUGUUUGUGGAGUGAAUUGCUUGUUGGAAUCGCCACAUAGGGAGAGGCUAAACACCAAGACAAGCAAAGAUGAGAGGAUGCAUCUGGCCGUGGUGGCCUGCGGCCCCAGGCUAGAGGAGACACUGGUGAUGCUGAAGUCUGCUGUCCUUUUCAGCACAAAGCUGCUCCACUUCCAUAUCUUUGCAGAGGACCAUCUGCACGAGAGCUUUAAAGAGGCUCUGGACUCUUGGCCUGCUGAGAUCCAGCCACGGUUCAACACCACCACCUACCCCAUCACCUUUCCCAGGGACAACGCUGCAGAAUGGAAGAAGCUCUUCAAGCCCUGUGCCUCUCAGAGGCUUUUCCUACCUCUGAUCCUGAAGGAUGUGGACUCAGUGCUCUACGUGGACACGGACAUCCUCUUCCUGAACCCCGUGGACGAGCUGUGGGCACUGCUCUCCCGCUUCGACGCCAGCCAGCUGGCCGCCAUGGCGCCGGAGCACGAGGAGCCGCGGAUUGGCUGGUACAACCGCUUCGCCCGCCACCCUUACUACGGCGCCACAGGGGUCAACUCGGGGGUCAUGCUGAUGAACAUGACGAGAAUCAGGGAGAAACGUUUCAAGAACGACAUGACAUCUGUUCCACUACGGUGGGAUGAGAUGCUCAUGCCCCUCCUCCAGAAGUAUAAACUCAACAUCACCUGGGGUGACCAGGAUCUGCUUAAUAUCAUAUUCCACCAUAACCCAGAGAGCCUAUAUGUGUUUCCAUGCCUCUGGAACUACCGUCCAGAUCAUUGUAUCUAUGGCAGCAACUGUCAGCCGGCUGAGCAGGAAGGCGUGUUCAUUCUCCAUGGCAACAGGGGUGUUUACCAUGACGACAAGCAGCCGGCGUUCCGAGCUGUCUACGAAGCCAUCCAAAAGUAUCCGUUCGGGGAGAGCAUGGCGCGCGCGCUGCUGCUGCCUCUCGAAGCAGCGCUGCAGACCACCAAGCACACCUACUGCGGCAGGGCCAGCCACCUGUUCACCCAGAGACUCCAGCGCAGCGCGCGGCACUCCCCGCAGUCCCACCGACAGCAGCGGUGAGGACGACUCGGAGGGGUGAUGAUGAUGAAGAUGAUGGUGGCGAUGGCAGUGUUUGAUGAUGAUGGCGUCGUCAUCCGCUUUGGCACAUCAGUGCCGCUUCACCGUUAACGACCGAUGUCUUUCUUCCCGCCAGACUUCCACGCUAUGAAUGUUUAAAACGAGGCCCUGGUGGGGAUGUGGGGUUCUUUGGGGAGACUCGCAGCUUUCACCCUAAUGAGCCAGGCUCAGACACUCCCCAGCCUCCAACGCACAGGCGCGCGCACACACACACACUGGAACACACACACACACACACACACACACACACACACACACGCACACACACAGGCAACCCAAAAACACAGGGACAUACACACGCACCGGCACACACUCACACACACACAGUAACGCACAGGAGCACAUAGACACACACACACAGGUCGAUCUGUCGCCCACCGCCGCCUGGGCAGUGUGAUUAUCUCUUAGAAGCUGCCACAUGGGACCGUGUGUCUUUUCAUAGUUAGUUUUUUAUUUGAGAUGGUUAGCGGUACGUAUGCGUCUAAUGGAGGCAAAAUCAGGUAAAUAAUAUCCUCUUUUAGUACGGGAAAAGAAGCACUGAAACCACUUUGCCCAGCCAACCUUGUACACGACGUACCGUCUGUAUCGCUGGCAAUCAGCUGCCACGGCCUCAUGGGCAGGGAAACCGACAAUCACUUUCACCAAUGUCAUUACUUCUUAAACAGAAGUACAGUUGGGUACUUUAAUGAAUUGAAUUUCAUAGUGAAUGAUAGGGUAAGACGAUCACAUUAGACUGAUUGAUUGCAUUAUUAUAUAUUAUUAUGGUUAGUAUAAUGGUUAUUAUAAUUAUAUGUGACUGUGGGCCUUACAGGCAGUGUGUUUAUGUGUACUCUAGAAAUGGGAUUUUUAAUCUAAUUGAGGCAAUGGCCCCAAUGUUGUGACAAUAACCACACGUAAGUCUGAUUAGUUUUACCAUUCCAUAAUCAAAUGCGUGCUAUAUCUACAUUUCUCCAAAAUGGGUUCCUGUUGUCCUAGGAUAUUGAGUUCAUCUUAGUCUACUGGGUUUUAGACAGCUUCUUACAUCUGCAGGAAAAAGCUUUUCCUACAAACCAUACUCUGAUAAUAAUGAUGGAAAACACAAAUGAUUGUACUCCUCUCAUGUUUUUUUUCAUGUUGGUCAAUGUUUCGGGAUUAUUAAUUGUGUCUGCUCAAUCUACUCAGAUUUCAUGAUCCAAAUGUGAUGAAGAUGUCAAAUAAUUUGCACUAUUCAUUUUUUUGUGUACCAGCCUUGCUGCAGCGGUUGUUAAUGAUCUUUAUUUAAGUUUAAAUAUUGAACAUUUCCACUUAAAUAAACAGCUUUUAUGCCAAAAAAAACAACAUGGCUGUUUAUCCAUUUUUAAGUCAUUCAUUCUCAAAAAGAUACAAUUGGCCACCUAAGCAUAAAAGUGUUUAUUAAGUCAAUAUUUGGCCCAAAGGAGAGAAACAACUCCAGAGUACAAGACCCAGUUACCUCUGAUCGGUCUUGAUUAUAAUUGUACUUAUUUGAUCAUUUUUGAACGAUAAAUAUCAAAAGUGCGUUGCAUCAGUCGGUUAUGUUGUUUAGUGAAGCUUGCUGCCACUGAAACGUCUGUUGCUCAGUUGGUCCACAGAAAGCAGAAAGCAUGACCAAUGAGAUUUCUGUAAGCUCAAAAUGAGAAAUCAAUGUGUGUGAAGACUUCAGAAAGACUCGUCGGCUAGCCCAAAAAAAAGAGUUGAUGUUCUGCGGCCUGUAGCCUCUGGGCCUUCGCUUCACAGAUUGGAAGACGUGCGUCGAAUGAGCUGGAUGGACUGACUUGGUGAAUUUUUAAUUCCUAAAGAGACAGGAAGGCUUUUUUUUUUUUUUAACAUUUCAACAUUUUCUUCUAAUGCCACCAUUCCAAAUGUCUUUAUUAUAGCACCAACAGUGACAUUUUCAAGUACUUGAAUGAUGGAAUGAAUUAUUGAACAUCUAAUAAGCUGCAUAUUUCAUUCGUAAUCAAAGAUGAUUUGAUAUAAAAGGUUCAACCGAUAAGAGAAGCAAUGGAUAACCAGCGGGCAUGAUGUACAUAUUUAGGUUCUCGAGCUUGGGCAACGUUGUACCUUCAACGGUGGGUUCAAUGGUGGGUGGAAAUACUUGUUAUGAAUAUGGCUGUCGCUCAUGUUAUUAGUGUUACGAGCAGGACUAUAAUGAGGAUUUUUCUUGUUGCGCUUUCAGGUCAAGUAAUAGACUGAUGAAGCCACAUUCAUUGGAAUCAUUCAUUUGGUAUAAUUUGAAUACCAGCCGGCACGUCCCGUAAGAUUGAUGCUUACAAUAAACAAUCUCUCUUUUUUUGGGUGAAAAGGCUAAUGCUACGGAGUUGCACUGUGAGUGUGAUGGUAAUUGAGGUCUGAUUUCCUUUCUUUCAUUUUGACCUGAACUGCCAAUGGAUUAUUCAUGCCAUUGCUUGCUCGCUUUGCUUCCCCUGAUGCUCAGUAGCACUUUAAAGACACAGACAUAAAUUACAUCGGAAGUACUUUCGGAAAAAAAGGAGAAGAAAAUGGCAGAAGACAGAGUAUAACCGGAUGCGUGAGUGAGGGAAAGGUCAUGUUGUGUGUAAGUGUCUGUGUUGCUGCAACGCAAGAGGCUGUUGGUUAAGUCUGGUCGCUUGUCUCCUUCUAAAUAAACAACGUCAUGUUUGACAGUUAUUAUUAUAAUAUUCUGACUUGGCAACACGGGAACGAAGCAAUGAUUUGUACUUAAUUGUGGCGGAUAGGUCAGCCGAUUGAACAAAUUAAUGAUGCACAUAUUUUUGCAACAGAUAGCAAGGUCUUUUCCCUUCUCUGUCAAAUAUUAUAUUUUUAAUGUUUAUGACAUUUUAAAAAACAAUUUGUGCUGACGUAUGAACGACUGAAUCUAUGAUUUUCAUCUCUUUUCGGUCAAAUACACUUUAGUUCAGUUUGGGAAACUGUCCGACCUGACUUGGCGGUUCGACCCAAUACCGGGUUGUCAAGAACAUAAUAACAACUGUGUUUCCUUUUCUUCAGUCGGAAUGCUGCUUUCCUAUUAUUAUUCCACAACAAUGACCCGUACGUGAACACUACUACUCGGCUUCCAUUUUCUUUCCUUGGAGUUGGGAGAGAAGCUAAGUAACAGCCAUAUCUCCAUUUCUUUCCCGCCCUUUCCAUCAUGGCUGCGGGCAGAGUGGAGAUGGAGCGUUUGUGCGAGAGAGGGAGAACAUUUUCACAAAUCCAUCUGGCGGGGCUGCUGAGACAGGUAGAAUAGUGCUGAUAAGUCAAGCUUUAAAACAAUGAAUAUAAUUUACUCGUUAGCAUUAGCUAUGCAUGAGCUCUUCUUUAUCAUGCCGAGCAGCGAAUUUGCUACUGUAAGCAGGAGCCGGGGUGGAGAUAUAUAGUAUGUACGCUUAUGGAAAUAAAAUGGAAAUGAAGGGCCAAUUCAAGAGAACCAGCGUGGGCCUCGCGGGAUCCCAGUGUGAAGUACGCUUACAACCACGCGCAGUUAAGCACAAGCUCUUUGCUAAAUGGCUGGAUUGUUCACCAAACUGUUCAUCAUUUAACUCUGAACUGACCAAAAAAUAGACCUUUUAUUGAGUUGUUGUACAACGCAGCUUUUUUAGAACAUUCACAUUCUCGUACUACAGAAUGAUCUAGUUUUGCCAUCCCACAGUUUCAAUUUUUAUGUUUAAAAUGAAACAAAGGCCAGUAUCCCGUACUGCUACAUGGAUCAACGUUUAACAAAUCCAUAGACAGGCAAACCCUUGGAGCAGCAGUCAUCAUUCUCACCCCAGAACCAUAAACUGCCACUGAUUCACAGUCUCAGCGUUACCCCCCCCCGGGGGGGCAGCUCCUUAUGGGCAUCCCAGAAAUGUCUGCCGUGGCGGCAGAAUGUUUUAUAGCAACGCCACCCUCCGCACGAACACAAAAUAACGACGUUAUCACUCGGACCUACUCUCGCAUUCGCCCUUUUUCCAGGCGCGGCGGCAGCAAAAGUCAGCUUGAUUCAUGGUCUGAACUCCUCAAGUAAUACUAUCAGUAAUA
Gadus chalcogrammus (walleye pollock) is the source of this 5587-nucleotide messenger RNA. RefSeq names its product glucoside xylosyltransferase 1-like. Gene Ontology annotation, molecular function: UDP-xylosyltransferase activity. Gene Ontology annotation, biological process: protein O-linked glycosylation via N-acetylgalactosamine. The record is from RefSeq and is a predicted model, not a curated record. Bases 554 to 1537 code for a protein of 327 amino acids. Lineage: Eukaryota; Metazoa; Chordata; Actinopteri; Gadiformes; Gadidae. The transcript is spliced from 8 exons.